CUUAGAGAGAGCAAACAGAUCACGAAAGAGUCCACACUUGGUUCGUGUUCUAGACGUGCAGGGAAUACGAUAGAAGAUCGUAAGGUACGGUCGAGCAGUAUUCGUGGUUUAUAGCAAGACGUGCUAUAACAAGUUCAACCAGCGUUCGUGUCGCAGGGAGUUGAGAUUCAAAAAUGGGCUCUUUCAAUCCACUUGCCAUUAUUCUCAAAGAAAAUAAACUUACUGGACCAAACUAUGUUGACUGGAAAAGAAAUUUGAAUAUUGUGUUAACUGCUGAGGGCCACAAAUAUGUGCUAUCUACGGCGUGCCCUCCUAUACCUGAAGAAAAUGCCACAGAACAGGAAGCAAAGCCUUAUAAAGAUUGGGUUAAGGCUGAUGAGAUGGCGCGGUGUUAUAUUUUGGCUUCUAUGUCGAAUAUAUUGCAACAUCAGCAUCAAGCUAUGGAAAUUGCUUCUGAUAUGAUGCUGAACCUCAAAGAAAUGUUUGGGGAUCAGAAUCGGGCAGCAAGGCUAGUUGCUAUGAAAGAAUUGGUGAGCAUCACCCAUGUUGAAGGGACCCCGGUUAGGGAUCAUGUUCUAAAGAUGAUAGCUCUUCUUAAUGAACUAGAGAUCCUUGGAGCUGAAAUUGAUGGAGAAACCCAGAUCGAUUUCGUUCUCAACUCACUGCAGUCUGAGAGUUUUAAGCAGUUUCGCUUGACUUAUUCUAUGAACAAAAUGAAUUUAUCUUUGGCGGAACUUCUUAAGGAACUCCAAGCAGCUGAGGGUCUUUUGGUUGCGAAGAAACCACCAUCAGUGCUAGUGGCAGAGAAGGCUUCUACUUCUAAGCCGAAAGGCAAGAAGAAGCAAAAU
Molecule: messenger RNA, 848 nt
Organism: Rhododendron vialii
Lineage: Eukaryota; Viridiplantae; Streptophyta; Magnoliopsida; Ericales; Ericaceae
Exons: 2
Source: RefSeq, a predicted model, not a curated record